CAGCAAACAGCCUACCCAGGUGUCGUCUGCUUGUCCGGCCAAUCCAGUCCACGGUGACUGCUGAGACACUGAUCCGCCGCCAGCCGAGCCAGCCCGCCCGGCCGCCCAGAGCCACCGCCGGACCGCCCUGACGCCCGCUGCCUGCCUGCCUGCCCUCCCACCGCCCGGCGGCUGCUGCCCGCGCAGGCGCGUACUACUGCGCAGCAGUACGCGGAGCCUCCCUCCCUGCUAACCGAACUGCCGGAGCCGCCCAAUCCGCUCAGGUGUUGUGCCCGUCUCCUCCCUAUAGAGAUCUGAAUUUGUCCAGGCCCGGCAGCUCCUCUAGCCUUCGCCCUCCUUGGGAUUCGCUAGAGUCUGGAAGCUGGAGGCGUGCAGCAGCCCCGAUCUCAGUUUAUCCAGAGACUGAAGUCAGGCCGAAUAGAUUAUUCAGGACCAAUGGAAGAGGAAGGCUAUAGCACCGAAUCAUCCAAUGAAGGAGACGUGCAAGAAGAUGGUGACAAGGAGAAAACCCUUGCUGAGGGCGAUGUCUUGAAGCCGGUUGAUAUGGAUCCAGAAUGGAUACCUAAAGUAGGGAUGGUAUUCGACUCAGAGGAAGACGCCUUUCAGUUCUAUGUCGCAUAUGGGCGCCGCUUUGGUUUUGGUAUCACAAGGAGAUCUAACAACACCUUUGAUGGUUUCCGCUAUCGCUCUACCUUCAUAUGCUCUAAAGGAGGGCAAUCUAGGCUGAGAUCUGGUGUCACAAGGCCUGCAAGAAAGCGAGGCACAAAGACUGGCUGCAAGGCUAAGAUCAUUGUCAAGGACGCCCAUUUUCAGAAUCGCUGGGAAGUUAUUGUUCUCGAGUUGGAGCAUAACCAUCCACUGGAUCCCGGUUCGAUUAAAUAUAAGAAGCAUUUAGAGAGCAUCCCUUUCUCUCUAAAUCCACCUCGUUUGUCUGAGGCGCCACAGAGUAGCUCAGUUGUUGGACAUUCUAGUAGUUUUGGAGAUAGUGGCAUACCUUCGUCUGCCCAGAUUGAAAUCAAGACCAAGAUAGACAGAAAUAGGAAACUGAAGCUUGCUGAAGGAGAUUUAGAGGCAUUAGUGAGUUUUUUCAACGACAUGCAAGACCGAAACCCGUGUUUCUUUCACAGUUUGGACAUGAAUGAGCAAGGACAGCUAAGGAAUGUCUUCUGGGCCGAUGCCAAAUCACGUAGUUCUUACAAUUACUUUGGUGAUGUGGUUGCUAUUAAUGUCACAAACUUCAGUGAUCAGUAUGAUAUACAGUUUGUGUCAUUUGUGGGCACUAACCACCACGCUCAACCACUGUUACUAGGGUGUGGUUUGCUUGCUGGUAGAUCUCUUGGAGCUUACGUGUGGCUUUUUGAUAAAUGGUUAAGAUGCAUGAAUGCCACGCCACCACCUUCAAUAAUUACCAACUAUUGUCAUGAUGUUGCAAUAGCUGUUAAAAAGGUUUUCCCCAAUUCACGGCACCGCUUUUGCCUUUGGCACAUUUUAAAUGAGCUUCCUGAGAAGUUGGCCGGAAUGGAAAAGAAGGAUGAAGUGAUUUCUACUUUCAGCACAUUGGCCUAUGACUCAGUUACUACUCUUGAUUUUGACAAAGAGUGGCAAGAAAUGGCACAUCAAUUUCAGUUGGAGGGAAAUGAAUGGCUGUCCAAAUUAUACGAGGUCAGGGCGCAGUGGGCUCCUGCUUAUGUGAAGGAUUUUUUUUGGGCGGGAAUGUCCGUCACAGACAGAAGUGACAGUGCAACCGACUAUUUUGAUGGGUGGUUGACGUCUGGUACGUCUGUGAAAAUGUUUGUUGAGCAGUAUGAGGCAGCUGUUAGAACUAAGUUAGAAAAGGAAACCUAUGAGGAUUUGCAAUCGUCUCAGAUGAGGCCACACUUGAUGACUGGAUUGCCUGUUGAGGAGCAAGCAGCAAAGAUGUACACAAUGGAGAUAUUUCAAACUUUCUUGAAUGAAUUAGGGCGUUCAUUUCACUGCAACUAUAGUAUACUUGAUCGGAGUGAUUCAGUAGUUACAUACAUAGUAUCAGAGCAUGUAAAUCAAACAAAGGUGGACUACAAAGUUGCUUAUGACAAUGCUGAAGAUGAUAUAUGGUGCUUCUGCCGCUUGUUUCAAUUUAAAGGUAUAUUGUGCAGACAUGCUCUCACUGUACUGAGGCAGGAGCUUGUACCGAUGAUUCCAUCAAAAUACAUCAUUCAUCGCUGGUGCAAGGAUUGUAAACUAACUUGUUCUUCCAUGUCCCGGGACGUCUCAUUAAGUACUCAGGAAUUGGGAGGUUAUGAUGAUCUCUACAAACUAGGCCACCAAUACUUUGCAGAAGUUGUGGAACUGGGUUCUGUGAACUCAGAAUCAAAAGAUUAUGCUUUGUCAGUCAUGAGGGAGAUCAGGGAUAAAGUGAUUUCUUAUGAGAAGUCAUUGAGAGAUCAAAGGGUUGACAGCCAAGUUUCAACUGCCAACUUUGCAUAUAAUCCAGUGAAUGAGGAUUUCACUGAUGAUGCAUUACCCAUUUCUCUUAGUACGAAGGGCUGGGAUCUCAUUCAAGGUCAGUCAAAACGUUCUCGCAAGAAGAAACUGACGACACCAACAGUUCUUGAUACCCUGAAAAAGAAAACUAAAAGGGCCUAUAACAAGAGGAGGAAUGCCACUGCGAACAACCUAUGCACAACGGUCACCGCAACUGACAGCAUAACAGAAAGCGCAAAUGUUCAGGAAGAUCAAGUAAAUGAGGGAUGGCCAUUAACAUCUAGUGGUGCACCAGAUACCUUCCCAUACGGAGUGGAGACCAUAUCUUUCGAUUUGACACAAUACAACAAUGCGCCAAGCUUCCAUUGGCCUGAAAGCAGCAGCAGAUCUCAGCUUCAGUGAAAGGAGGCAACACUUAGUUAUGCGUUCAUUCGAGUAGCCUGUGUUCUAACAUGAUCACAUGCCGGGCAGAGUAAGUGUUGAUAGUUCAGGCCCGACCUUGUUUGCUCUGCUACUAGGAAGUUAGUGGCCGUCCGAACAAAGGUGAAAAAAUUCCCAAACAUGGCAGAAACCAGUAAAACUACCACCGACUUCUAACCAACUUGGUCUAAAUUGGUUUGGCUAAUAUGGGAUGCCCCUGAUUGUCACCUCCAUGUAAUGGCCCAGCUGUACAUAUUCAUUUCUGUUUUUUCGCGUCCUUAGAUAUUUGAUGUUCCAUUACUUAGGUUUACUUGAAUCAUGUUAGGUAUAUCUUGAAUAAUUCGACCUGAUGUUAUCCUGUGUACCAUUCAUGGAGUGCACUGUUGUGUAUGAUUUGUUCGGUAAAAAACAUUUGUUUGGCAGUUA
Messenger RNA from Triticum aestivum (bread wheat), 3309 nucleotides. Its product is annotated as protein FAR1-RELATED SEQUENCE 6. The record is from RefSeq and is a predicted model, not a curated record. The transcript has 5 exons. Gene Ontology annotation, biological process: regulation of DNA-templated transcription. The coding region runs from base 436 to 2865 and encodes 809 amino acids. Gene Ontology annotation, molecular function: zinc ion binding. NCBI's taxonomy places the organism in Eukaryota, Viridiplantae, Streptophyta, Magnoliopsida, Poales, Poaceae.